AUUCACGGCGUGCAUAUCGAGCCGGCGCACGAAGUAAAGAAGCGUAGCAUUAGUCAGCCAGUUCGCAUCCUGCUAUCUUACGACGAGAGCGUCUUUAGGUUAGAUGACGAGAAGCUGGAUCUCAUUAACAAUACCAUUCUACCCGAAGCCGUGCACUUUUGGGAACGAGCGUUGAUGGUGCGAGAAACGAAGAGUACCAUUAGGUUGAACAGGAAAUGCGAGAGUAGUCAAGUUUUCGUUAAGGAUCACCACACACACUGUAUAAAUACGUGUCGCACUGUUACUAUGUGCGGCGAAGUAGUCGUCCCGGAGGACCAUCUUGACGUCUGCAGAACUUGCAACGCGACAGGACACAAUUGUGGAAUUGCUGAGGGCAGUAAAGCAGGUCCAGGAAUCGACGGUGCCGAUUUUGUCUUCUAUGUGUCUGCUAUGCAGACUGAGAGAUGUCAUAAGGGUUUAACAGUAGCCUAUGCUGCUCAUUGUCAACAGGAAGCUGCUUUAGACCGGCCGAUAGCUGGCCAUGCCAACCUCUGCCCAGGAAGCAUCAGCACGAAACCGCAGGAGUUGGAAACGUUGCUCAGCACUGUUAAACACGAAAUCCUGCACGCUUUAGGAUUUUCUGUGAGCUUAUACGCUUUCUACAGGGACGAGAAUGGCGAGCCCAGGACGACCAGAAGAAGCGAUACCGGAAAACCACCCCUUAAUGAAAAGUUGCAAACGCACCAAUGGAGCGAGAACACGAUCAAAACUGUGGUCAGGCCCCGCUGGCAAGUGCACGGCGGUAACGUGGAGAGGACCAUGCAAAUGAUAGUCACGCCUCGUGUCCGCGCUGAGGUUCAAGCUCACUUCAAUUGCCCGGAACUUGAGGGCGCGGAAUUGGAGGAUCAGGGUGAGGACGGCACGGCUCUCACGCAUUGGGAGAAGCGUGUGUUCGAGAACGAAGCGAUGACGGGUACACAUACGCAAAAUCCAGUUUACUCGAGAAUAACACUCGCUCUCAUGGAAGAUACCGGCUGGUACAGUGCCAACUAUUCAAUGGCGCAAGAGCUAGGAUGGGGGAGAAAUCUAGGAUGCAGCUUUGCUAUGAAAUCCUGUAAGGAAUGGAUAUCCUCCAAAUCAUCCCCGCUAUCGGGAAAAUCGAUACAUCCUUUUUGCAACAAGGUGAAACAGGAUCCGUUGCAAACCGAAUGUACGGACGAUCGAAGUUCAGUGGCCUUAUGUAAUCUAGUAAAACAUCCGCAACCACUGCCCAAGAAAUACCAGAACUUCGAUUCAAUACCUCACGUACCAUCGGGAGAGGAACAAUACUACGGCGGUUCGGUAUCUCUGGCGGAUUAUUGUCCUUACAUACAGGAAUUCACGUGGAGAGCAAAGAAUAUAGUAGUCAGGGGUUCUCACUGUCUCUACGAGGAGAAUAAUCCGCAUUCGGACAAGAAUUUCGCAUUAGAGAAGUAUGGACCUCAUUCGAGAUGCUUCGACCACACUAAUGACAUGUGGGAGGAAAGAACUUGCAAACAAGCGCGACAAUGGCAGCAUUGGGGCUCCGGUUGUUAUUUGUAUAAAUGCGAGGUCGGCAGACUGCACAUUAUGGUCGGCAAUUAUACUUACACUUGCUUUCAUGCUGGACAGGAAAUUAUUAUAAGAAUUAUGCAGAACGGUUGGCUGCACAAAGGGGCUUUAAUCUGUCCACCUUGUCGUGAUAUUUGUCAAGCCGAAUUUAAAGCACGAGGCGAAUGGUGCAAACCAGGGGAUGAACAUCCACCUUCCACGUAUUAUCACAAAGACUAUCUCCACUGUGCGUCCGCAAAUAGUUUUGGCCUGAGCGUACCAACAUUUAUUAUUGCAAUGUUAUCUUUCGUCGUUAGAUGAUACGUCGUUCGCUUUAGUUAAUUUGUUUUAGCAAUACCGAAUCUAGAUCCAUAAAUAUCAUCUAAUGAACUGUGUAUCAUAUUUCGGCAGUGAUAUUGUUAGUCCGGUCUGAAAAUAUUUUAUUUCUCAAUACAUAUAUAUAAAAUAUCAACAUUA
Nylanderia fulva is the source of this 2025-nucleotide messenger RNA. NCBI's taxonomy places the organism in Eukaryota, Metazoa, Arthropoda, Insecta, Hymenoptera, Formicidae. The record is from RefSeq and is a predicted model, not a curated record.